Molecule: messenger RNA, 5943 nt
Organism: Patiria miniata (bat star)
Lineage: Eukaryota; Metazoa; Echinodermata; Asteroidea; Valvatida; Asterinidae
Product: cubilin-like
Exons: 32
Coding region: 105-5468 (1787 amino acids)
Source: RefSeq, a predicted model, not a curated record
UCCUGGUAUAGAUAGACACGUGCGUCGUGGGGGCUGCCUCCAGACCACUGGAUUUUUUUUACGAGGAACCGCACCGAUCGGGAGCUAGCUACCGGGGGCUGAUCAUGAAUUCCCCCGCAGGACUUUCCCCAACCCUGUGGCUGUGUGUGGCAGUUGUCUCGGUCUUUCUCUACCCUGCUGAAGUCGUGUGCCAGACCCACCAAUGGAAGAACAGAUACUCAUCCUGUACAAAGCAGUGCGGUGAAGGUAUCCAGACUCUACAGAAGUAUUGUUUUACCACGGAGCAGAUCCCCAAGCCAGCCCUGGAGUCCUUCUGUAGUGGCAUUCCCAUCCGAGAGAAGGACGUCAUCUCCUGCAAUACGUUCCCCUGUGGCACCUGUGAACGGACCUACACCAGCCCAAGUGGAACCAUCACUUCGCCCCAUUACCCGGACAAGUUCUCGAUACCGCGGUACUGCCGGUUGUUCAUCACCCUACCCCCUGAUAACCGGGUCCUGCUGGGUUUCUCGGAGUUUGUUCUGGAGGGAUUGAAUUUGGCUGCCUUCUCGGACUUGGAGGAGAGUACCGUUUGCCUGUGUGGUACGCUAGUGCAGAUUACCGACCAGGAGCAAAAUGGACGUUCCAACACGUACUGUGGCACCAAGCAGACCUUCAGCUGGCUGUCUGACUCCAACUCGGUGCUGCUGGAGUUUGUCACAGAAUCCUCGCAUCUCUUCAACCGCUUCAAGGGACACUAUGAGGCCAUCACUGCAAAGCCCGCUUGUUUUGAGCGCAGGGACCUGUCCGAAGUCGGUAAGGGUUACGUCCGAUCGCCCGGCCACCCCAACAAAUACGGCAACGGUCUCCAUUGUGAGUACGUGCUGCAUGCAGACCCGCUACACGCCAUUGCCCUGACCCUGCUAGAAUUCCAACUGGAGCCCAGUCCUGAUUGUGAUCUGGACUAUCUCGUGAUUGAAGACAUGUACAGUCGACGUCAGCAGAAGUUUUGCGGUACGCUGGGCGAUGCUUUGUGGACCUCGGAUUCCAACGAAGUCCGACUCGUCUUUCAUUCCAAUGCUUACGACCCGUACAAAGGGUUCGCCAUACUGUAUGAGUCCGAAGAUCGAGCGCCAAAAGGUAGCCAGAUUUUCACGGAACCCGAGGGUACGAUCACCUCGCCGGGCUACCCGCUUGUCUACCCGCCGGACACCAGCGCCCACUACCGCAUCCUUGCCGAUCCCGGCCGGAUCAUCGUGAUCAAGUUUACGGAGUUCGAGAUGGAACGGGAGGACUCCCAGGGGCAGCCCAUCCCGUUGCCGCGACAACGCCGCAGCACACUGGACGUGCUGCAAUACGAGAAGGGAGGCGACUGCGAUGAAGUGGAUUACAUCAAUAUUUAUGACAAACUAGCCGGACUCUCCGAUGACUACUGCGGCAAGCUUCCGCCUUUCACCUGGUUCUCUCAGAGCAACGAAGUCAUCAUACGAUUCGUGAGUGACGCGGACGAGAACUACAAGGGAUUCAGCGCCGACUACAGAACCGUUGAAAAGCGACCAGCAUCAGAAUGGGAGCUGGUAUUCCGCGCUGCCUCGGUCACAGAGACCGAGCCUGUCCGCAAGUGGCAGGACACCAGCCGAAGCUACGCGGAGUGGGAUCCCAACGCCAAGUCUGUCUUUAAGGAGGACUCGCCGCGGACUUUCAAACCCAGGAAAGUGAACGACUGGCAAGCUCUUCAAGUGCGAAAGGUCAAAAUCGAGUUGUACAAGGCUGGGAAAGUCGUGGCCGCCUUUCAUUUUAAGAAUCUGCCGACAGACGACAUAGACGACUGGUUUGAUUGCGACCAGCUCAUCUAUGCAUCUUACGAGGACCUCUUGCAUAUCGACUGUGGGGACUUAGAUUUCAGCACCACCGACAACUUUGCGAUUACUGACAAUUGGGGUUCAUCCGGCAUGACCUGCAACAAUGAGACCGCCAGACUUUGGUUGGAUAUCCAAGACCGUAUUCCUAACCCUGCCAUUCCCACGGCGUGUCCCUACGAACGCUCCGCGAGGAGCGUCGCCAAGUUCUUCUACAGCAUGGGGCGUGAGGCCGGCCUUACAGAGAAAGGAACUAACAUAGCAACUGCCGAUGUGGUGACGAUAUGGAUUCAAAGAGAUUGCGACCAGAUAUUCACAAACAUCCCUUCUAAAGUAGAGAUUGAGUCCGAGGGGUACGGCGUUAGUGCGGGCUACCCGAACAACGAGUAUUGCGACUACUACUUCUUGAAUCAACCCUACGAUCGUUUCUUUCUACACUUCAGCGAGUUCUCCCUGGAAUACGACGAAAACUGCAGCAAGGAUUAUGUUGAGAUAGAGGACCUGACUACCGGACGCACAGACCGGUUUUGCGGCAACCAGCACCACCCGUUGUUCACCACGGACGGCAACGCGGCCAUCAUGAGGUUCCGGACCGACAGCUACUCCACUUUCCCUGGCUGGAAGGGGGAAGCUAGCCUAGAGGGAAGAAACAAUGAAGAUUGUUCGUCCAUUGUGACAGACACCUCAGGGAACCUGACCAAUGCGGAUUAUCCAUUGCCGUUGACCCACUUCAGACUGCAGGGCUGCGAGACCCUCCUCCACGGUCACAUUGCUCACCGUGUGACCGCAUCUUUCACCAAAGUCAUGGUUGAUCUGGAGGACUGCCCCGAAUUGACUAUUAUUGAUCAUGUGUCAUCUACCCCCGUCGUUGAAGUCUCCGGCAGGAUCCUGCCGUUUUCCUGGACGUCCGUAUCCAACGAGCUGAUUCUGUGGUACUGCGCCAGCCUGCCGUAUCGCUCCUAUCUCUACUACGAGGGCAACUUCCGAGCCACCAUCAGCCCUUCUCCAGCAACAUGCGUUCAGUAUUUCGAUGCGGAGUUCCCCGGCACCUUUGAUUGGCCGUCGACGUCCCUGACAACGGGCGCGGAGAAUUGCUACAUCGUCAUACGCACCCAUCCGGUGCUGAACUACCGAAUCAUCUUGACCAUCAAGAAUCUCGUCCUGAAGGACAAAGAUUGCAAUAGCUACAUCAAGAUGACGGAUACCACUACACAGCGCAGCGACACCACGUGCACGACAGCACGGCAACCGUUUACGUGGACGUCUGAUGCUAAUGAGGUGAUAGUGCAGUUCCUCAGUGGUUCCUCGGUCAGCGUACACACAGUGGAUGGGUACUUCUCCAGCGGUCCCCGUCCCAGACUCAGUGAAAGCCAGACGUUCACUGGUACCCAGGGCUCAUUUACCAGCCCCAACUACCCUAAGGACUACCCCUCCAACCUAAGGAUGGACUACCUGUUCCACGGCAAGGCCCAUGAGAUUGUCUUUCUCAACUUCCAGGAACUGAACCUGGAGUUGCCAAGCACUACGCCUGUCGGCAGCCCGCGCGACAAGCGACACCUCCCUCGCCACAUACUGUACAAACGACAGGCCAUAACCACCACCAAGACGGCAUGCGAGUACGACUACAUUGAGAUUAAAGAUAACUUGGACACCUCCAGGAACGUCAAGUAUUGUGGCAACCAGUUACCCUUCAGCUGGGUUUCAUCUGCCAAUGAGGCGUUGGUGACGUUCAUCACGGACGGCAGCGUCGUCAAGAAGGGUUUUAAGGCAGAAUACAUAUUCCAACAGCGGCCGGAUCCAACCGGAUGCGGAGGGAUCUAUGAGACCUCCAGUGGGGGCUUUAACUCACCCGGCUACCCCGGGAUUUACCCACGCAACUCGGAGUGCACCUACUCCAUCCUGGCGUUGGCCAAUCAGCGUGUCAGGCUCACGUUCAACAGCUUCAACACAGAGUCGGACGACACGUGCGAAAAGGACAGUGUGGAGGUCACAGACAAACUGAGUUCCAAGGCGGACCGUUACUGCGGCAACCAACAGACUCCAUUCAGCUGGACGUCAGACUCCAAUCUGGUGUUUGUCAUCUUCCAAAGCGACGGUCAGAGACAGUAUGGGGGAUUCACCGCCAAGUACGAAUUUGAAGACCGACCUGAAAAUACAGUCUGCCAGUACAACUUUGACGAUCAAUCCGGUGAGAUCCAGAGCCCCAUGUCAUCGGGCGAAUACCCGAACCUCAGAGAGUGCAACUACGUUGUUACCGUGGAGUCCGGUUUCGGUAUCCACCUGACAUUUGUAGAGUUCAACCUGGAGGGUCCGGCACCAAACGGAGAAUGCGAGUACGACUACCUUCAGAUUGAAGAUGCCGUUUCCGGCUCUUCGGACAAGCUGUGCGGCAUCAAGGAUCCCUUUGAGCGCGUCAUCGGGACCAACCAGGUCCAGUUGAUCUUCAAGAGUGACCUCAUUGUCUUCUACAAGGGAUUCAGGGCCGUCUACGAGCAAGUAGACCUCAGCGCUCCCUCAGAUUGCGAUAAGGAUUUCAAGACUCCAUCUGGUAUCUUCACAAGUCCCAACUAUCCCGCCAACUACCCGAACAGCAAGGAGUGUCGCUACCGCAUUGUUGUGGCGCAGGACCAGCGCGUCAAGAUCACGUUUUCCGCCUUUGGUCUCGAGAGCUCUUCAAACUGCCUGUUUGACUACGUUGAGGUUUCGGACGUCGGGCGAAAUAACGAGGAGAAAUUCUGCGGCAGGAAGGUGAACCCCUUCAGCUGGUCGUCUGAGACCAACGACGUCAUGGUGCUGUUCCACAGCAACGAUAGGACGCCCUCUACCGGCUUCAACGCAAAGUACGAGUCCGAGGCCUUACCAGUGCAGGCUGCUGUCAACACAGGUUGUGGGAAUGACUACAACAUCAUCCUGAGGGACAGCACAGGCAAAAUGACGUCACCAGGCUACCCCCGCGAUUACCCCCUCAACAUCGAAUGCAAGAUGCGCAUCGAGCUACCAGACGGCAUGCUGUGCGAAAUCACCUUCACGGACUUCCAAUUGGAGGAUUAUUACCAAGGCAACUGGUGUUAUGACUAUGUGCAGCUGACGAGCAUUCCCGAUGGCGACACCGUGUCGUACUGUGGCACCAUGUCCACCCCCUCCACUUGGCGCUCCAAAUCCAAGUCCUGCGAGAUCCUGUUCUACAGCGACUCUGUUCAACCCGCCGAGGGCUACAAGGCCACCUACGAAGCGGUGGGCGCCUCCCCGACGCCUACCUCUGGCCCCGCCCAGACCGCACCCCCCUCCUCGGCAUGCAUGCAGGAUCUCGGGGGUCCGGCGGGGACCUUCACGUCCCCCAACUUCCCAAAUAACUACCCCAAGAACGUGGACUGUGUCACCACAAUCACGGUGGCCACUGGCAAGAGAGUGAAGAUCGUGUUCGAUAAGUUUGACGUCGAGUACGAAGAUCAAUGCGGGUGGGACUGGGUUCAGAUUACGGACUUGGGCACCAACGAAGCGAUCAAGUACUGCGGCGUGUACAGCAGUGGCCUGGACUACCAAUCGACGACCGACGCAGUCAGAGUAACCCUGCACAGCGACAACUUUGUACCCCGACCAGGUUACUCUGCCGAGUUUACCGCCGUCCCGUAGUUUAUUCAACAUAAUCCAAUACACGCAUUUGCAAAAGGGCAAUUUCCAGCGUUAUGUGUGUGACCGAGCUUUUAAGAGCUCAGUGAAUAAACCCGAAAAUGAAUUUUUCAAAUCGUCUACACCCAUUAUCUAGUAAUGGUCAAGGAGAUUACAGACUAGGAGUUUGGGAUCAUUUCUCUGAAUCGUUAAUUAGAUAUCAUGGUUCAUUGGCUCUGUCACGGACAUUACAACUCCCUUGCAUAACUCCAGAAUAUCCCGUAAUCUAAUUUGUGUGUACCUAAUGUACUUAUUUAUUUGCAGGAGAGCAUAAAACAAAUUGAAAUUGAAAAAUGAACUUCCAUGAUUUAUUUUAAUACAGAUAUUUAUUUAACAUAAUUCAGUACGAACAUUUUGCAUAAUCUAAUUUAUUGAAUGAUGUUUACGUAUUUAUUGGCAGGAUUGAAUAAUAAAAAAAACCUAAAUUGAGAAAUUCGAA